Molecule: messenger RNA, 1311 nt
Organism: Eleginops maclovinus (Patagonian blennie)
Lineage: Eukaryota; Metazoa; Chordata; Actinopteri; Perciformes; Eleginopidae
Product: phosphoinositide-interacting protein-like
Exons: 2
Coding region: 67-399 (110 amino acids)
Biological process (GO): phosphatidylinositol-mediated signaling; positive regulation of cation channel activity
Cellular component (GO): plasma membrane
Molecular function (GO): phosphatidylinositol bisphosphate binding; transmembrane transporter binding
Source: RefSeq, a predicted model, not a curated record
CAGCAGUCAGUCAGCGCUGGUCCAUCAGGGAGACACACAAAGGCUCUAGCUUCAACCAUAGCCACCAUGGAUCCGUCCUGCCAAGGUGUGGGGGACACUGAGGCCUCCGCCCCUCUCCACCCUCACCAGGGCGAGGCUCCAUCCUGCUGGCGACUCUACUUCAGGCCCAUCCUGGCCAUCGGUGUGGGCGCGCUGCUGUUUGGGUCCGGCACCGCCCUGUCCCUGCUCUACUUCACCCAGACGGCCGGCGUCCCCUACCUGCUGGGCCCCCUCCUCCUCUCUGUGGGUCUCAUGUUCCUGGUCACUGGCCUGGUCUGGAUCCCCGUGCUCAAACAGAGCCAGAGUCAGCCAUGGGAAGGAACCGCAGGGGGGGCUCCAGCAGCACUGAUGGGAAACUAACAGGACCACCGGCUUUAGAAGCACCAAACAGGGCACACCGUGGACAGUAUGGACAUUGUGUGAGUGUGUGACCCACAGCAGGGACUGAAGGUCAGGACAUCUGAGCCUGAAUCUGUAAAACUGUUUUCUGUUUGCUGGGCCAAUCAGUGGAAGCCAUCGCUCAGAUUUUUGAAUUUCAUACUAGGAUGUAUUUAUCAUUUAUCAAGGAAACUUUUCUGUUAUAUUCUUUGAGUAUUCUUUCUACCACCAUAUACAGCUCCGGAAAAAUGAAGAGACCACUUCAGCAUUACUUGUUUUACUAUUAAUAGGUAUGUCUUUGAGUUAAAACAAUUUUUCUUAUUGUGUUCUAUAAACUACUGACAACAUUUCUCUGUGUUGGAAUUCAACAGACACUGGAAUGGCUGCCAUACAUGUAGAGAUAAAGAUUUAAGAACAAUGUUGAGUGGUCUCUUCAUUUUUCCUGGAGCUGUAUGUCUCUGUCCUGUAUCUGUGUGUCCCCCGCAGUAAAUGUGUUUUGUGUGCUCAGAAAAACAGUAACAGUGAACAAGUAAUCAAAAUGUUAUAUAUUGAGUAUAAAACAUAGUGUAAUAAGUCUUUAAAGAAACCGUUGAUAGAUGCUACAUGCCAAUGGGCUGAAACAUGUAGCAUCUUGGGGCUGAGUUCAGAUCUUUGUCUUAACAAAGGAUUUCAUGUUAAAGCUGGGACUCUAAAGGCAUUAUUAUUUGUUAUAACCACUUUGUGAUUUAUUGCUAGUCCAGACUUUUCUUCUCCUGUUUUGUUCUUCCUCUAUUUAACUUGAAUAAAUGAGUUUCCUCCCACUUUAAAAUGGUACAUCAACUACUACUGCUGGUGUUUUUAUUAUACGAACUGAAAAGAGCAUUAAAUAAAAAACAAAUCCAUGAAAACUUUGAG